Molecule: messenger RNA, 4937 nt
Organism: Vollenhovia emeryi
Lineage: Eukaryota; Metazoa; Arthropoda; Insecta; Hymenoptera; Formicidae
Product: protein glass-like
Exons: 8
Coding region: 693-2078 (461 amino acids)
Cellular component (GO): nucleus
Source: RefSeq, a predicted model, not a curated record
AGUGUCUCCAAGAGUCGCACGCCCAAAAGUUGUGUUGAAGUUUAGCUGCUUAAAGUUGAAUCGAAAGUACUCUUUAAGACGGUUUAAAGUGGAGGAUUUUCUACAACGUCUGAAUCUCAUUAGUCGUUAUCAGUUUAGUCAAAUCAUUUCUUGAAAAUAAUUUAGUAAUCUAACUCAUUGGAAAACAAUCGUAGUUUGAAAAUAACUGCAAUAGUGAAGUGUUCGCCAGAAGUGUAAAACUGUCGUUACAUCGUGGUCAUUGAAGUGACGUGAUUCGCUUCAAUUCGAUUCAAUUUUGAAAGAUCUAUGCUAGACGUGAAAACAAAAGUGACUUCAAAAAAACUUAAGAUCGCACCAUUAGCUGUAACAAGAUAAAGAUUCUUGGCAAGAACUACCGGGUGUAAAGAUCAUAUAAGAAGAUGCAGGUAUCACGGAUCUGUGAAUGGGAAUAUCCGACGACAGGUUUUCUGCAGAAGCCUCUAACCGGGACUGGCAGGUCUUCCAAGCCAUAAAGCAUUGAUGGCGAGUGGCGGCUCGCGGUAAAGCUGCGCGCCGUUACCGGGACGACCAGAGAGGGCUGGACCAGCGCUAGCGCGUUUCCAUAGGGAGAGGAGACGAGGGUUGCGAAGAGGAGUGGGUGGGCGCAGUGGUGUGCAUCCGGGGGAUAGGCCAUCGUCGAGAAUUUCGCAGAGAUGGAGUUUCUGCAGAAUCAUCACUCGGUUAACACCUCCGAACCGCCGUAUACCCUCGGCACAGGUUCCGUAGAUAGCAUCGAGGCGACUAUCUCAUCUAGCCUCUGCUCUGGAUCUCUAGGGGUGCUUUCGAGUGACGACGCUCUCUCAACCGACAAUCAGAACGAGGAGGCAGCCGUUCUCGGCGCUGCUCUGCAGGGCACGCUACGCUUGCAGGACCUGCAGAGUUCGCCGACAGAUAUUGGCGCUGACCAGGGCCAGCAACUUCCAACUUCUGGUCAGGCCGUGAACGAGUUCGGCGGUAGCUUUUGGGUUGACGACAUGGCAGGUUUCCCUCUACCCCCGUUGGACUUGGACCCCUUGCCGCCAGGAUUGUUCAGCCCGUGUUCAGGAACGUACAACUGGGGCUGCUCACGGGGUGAAUGCGUGCCAAGGACGAGCAACGGUGCAAACGGCGAGGGCGUUGCCGACGUUCUUUUAUCCCUGAAACACGCGGUGGUGCAUCCCGGAAGUCCGACGGCCGGCUAUUACACCACUGGCGCCGGCUCCGCCGCCGCUCAUCAUUACUCGCAGGAUUACGUGCAGAAUCUGGGCCCGUCGGUUCCAGGUCCGGGUCAUUAUGGUUCUGCAGCCGCCGCCAUGUCCGUCAACGUAUCGAUGAACAUGACCAUGAACAUGAAUAUGCACUCCGGAUACGAACAAAGUUAUUCGUCACCGUGGGGCGUGGAACCUCUCCUAAGUCCCGCCCCGCAGUACGGCAAUCCGGUGGAGGUGGCGGCGCAAACGACCGCAAGGGUGAAUCAGGGCGCGCCGGCCAAUAGCGGUCUGAUCGGUCAUCCCCAUUCCCACCCCCAGCCGCAUCAUAGUGGUGGCCGACUGCAGCUUGGGGGUGAACACGCAACCUGUGUAAAUACCACGGGUCCGACCGCGAGCGGCAUCACCUCCGAUGAUAAUGGUAGACCCAAUCUGUGCAGGAUAUGCGGCAAAUCGUAUGCCAGACCUAGUACUCUCAAAACUCACCUGCGUACUCACUCUGGAGAGAAGCCGUUCAGGUGUCACGCGUGCUCAAAGGCAUUUAGCCAAGCGGCGAAUCUGACCGCACACGCGAGGACGCACUCCGGUGAAAAACCUUUUCGUUGUCCAGUGUGUGACAGGAGAUUUUCGCAAAGCAGCUCAGUAACCACGCAUAUGAGGACACACUCGGGUGAACGACCCUACAGAUGUCGAUUCUGUAAGAAAGCGUUCUCCGACAGUUCAACGCUUACUAAGCAUUUACGUAUACACUCCGGCGAGAAACCGUAUCAGUGUAAGCUAUGUCUGCUUAGAUUCAGUCAGAGCGGUAAUCUCAAUAGGCACAUGAGAGUCCACGGCGGUUCCCUGACGUGACACAAUCCGUCUGCACCAGUACAAUCCGCGAUGACGAUGAUCGACGACAGUAGUGCUGCACAUUCAUUGCCCAGAUGCUGUCGAAUACCUGUGAUUCGAUUAGGAACAAACUCGCCAGAAAAGUAAAGCAUAGCGCGACUUCCAAUACAUAAUGUUUACUUAAUACCAGUAUGAUUAAAUCAAAAAAGAAGUUUCAAUAUUGGUGUAAUCAAUUAAUUUAAUGAAUACGCGAAAUCGACGUGAAUAAAUCAUGAAUAUCUUUUGCAUCUCCACGACAUCAAGAAAUCUGAAUUCAUAAAGUUACAUAUUAUACAUUAUGACGGAAAUCAGUGUAAACUGUAUUAUUUUAUAAUUAAAUUGUAACGAAAAAUUAUUACAACGUAAAUUAUACCAUAAAUUAUGCAGAAAAGUUGUAUGUUUUUGUAAGUAAACAACUUUAGGAAAUUUAUAUCGACUCCGAACCUCAAAAUGUAAAGUCGCAAUGAAAUAUUCCAUAAAAUCCUUUGAUCUGAUCGAUAGCCAUGUUAUAGAUAUUAAAUAAUAUUAUGCAUCCGAUACCAAUAUUUUACUAUUUUUAAUAUUAUAAAUUUUUAACAAAGGUACAUUUUAAAAUUAAUCGAAUACUUUUGGACUUUUAUUCAGUUUUCAUUUUACUUCUAUCUAUUACGAGGCAUAAUUAAAAAAUAAGAAUUAGUCGAUCAUUAAAAACUAAAAUGGAAAAAGUUUACUGAUAAAAAGUACGCACUUGUUCUUUUUUCAAAUAUUUUUCAUAUUAGAGCACUAUUUUUUCCAUAUAAAAAUUUGCCACUCGGGAGUUCAGUCAAUUCUGCAGCAUUGCUGAUUUUUAAAUUUCUUUUAUGACUAAAAGAUGAAGGAAAAUGAGGUUUGUUGAUAAUGAAAGUCGGUUUCAUGGCAAUGCGUGUCCAUCCUCGGCAGUCUACACAAUGUAAAAGACUCAAUACUUUCAGUGGAAACUUAAAGCUCUAGGAUACUUGCUGCGGCAUUCCUCCAUAUUGGAAUGUAACGUUAGAGGUGCUAAAUGAUAUCCUGAGAAUUUUUGCGUGCCAUUUUUAAAUAAAGAGAAAAAUAAAAAGAAACACUUUAAAUGGCAUCAGUACGUGUAUUAAAUUGUCCGAAAAUUCUUCUUCCCUUGACAAUUAAUAAACAGCAGUAAAAAUGAAAGUGAGCCGAAACCUAGUCAAACCUACUCCAAGCUGCAUGACUAAGCUUCGAGUCACAUUCAUUUUACUGUUGUUUCAAUCAGGGAAAGAGAUAAUUUUCGGAUAAUUGUUUAAGUGUGCUAAAACGAUCUGAAAUAAUUUUUCAUCGAAAUAAGAAGCACCUUCGUUCUUCUUCGUUUUAAACGAGUGAGAAGCUAAAAACAGCCGUGCUAAAUUGGUUGAAUUCCCAAGUAAUAGACCUCUGCUUCAUAGAGAGCAUAAAAAACUGAUGCCCCAAUAGUAAGUAUUUAAAAAAAAAACCGUGACCAUGUAGAAAAGUAUAGGAAUGUAAAUGUCCUUUCACAAUUGAAUACAAUAUUUUUAUUUUAAUUAACUUUUUAAUGAUUGGGAGGGAUUAGUCCUUUUAAAACGCGCCUCGUAUAAAUAGAAAAAAAUAUUUUUGUUUUACAAACAUUAUCCUUUUCGUGUUUUUUUUUUAUAAGCAUUAUUUCUUUCCACUCGCCUCACAAAUCGAUAGGAAACAUUACACGAUUUCACAAAUCAAACCCGGCAGUGAUAUUAUAUAUUCUGUCGUUAAUAAAAAAAAUCGCUUCUGACCUAUAUGUUUCAAUAAUAAUAGGCUUGCACGUACCAUAGACAUAACAUAUCUAGAGCAGUGGUGGUAGAGGUUUACGUUGAAAAGGACAAACUUUGUUUUGUGCCAUUACGUUCUCUCUCGGUCGGAUGCAAGCGAGAGAGAACGAAAUAGCAGAAAACAGAGUUUGUCCUUUUCUACGUGAACCUCUACCCCCACUGCGCAAUGCUCCGCCUAAAUAUAUUAUGUCUGUAGUACAUACGUACACUCAAUUUUACAUACAUAUCGAUCAGAUUAGGAUGCGUAUGAAUUGGGAUGAACAAUAGAGUCGAAUGUGCAACAUAUCCAAUAUGGCACAUCACAAAACAAAACUCCGCCGAUAUUAUUGUACAAAUAUUGUAUUUAUUAUAAUUAUUAUUAAUUAUAAUAAUAAUGUUGCUCGUUUAUCUCGACAUCACCUUCUCAAUUAAUUAUUCUAUCAUCGAGUGUAUCAAGUGACUCUUUCUUAUAGUGUUGUUGUGGUUUGCUUCUCUUUUAUUUAUAUAUAGUUUUUCUAUUUAGUUUAUAACCGCAAUGAAUAAAGACGCGUGAUCUUGGUGCUGUUGGUUUUCUCUCGUCGAAGAACGAAAAAUGAAAUAAAACAAAAUAGAAAAAAAAAGAAUGAAUAUUACAGAAUAAUCUUCUAUCUAUACAAGUAUAUUCGCACGAGAAAAACUCAUUAAUUAAAAAAAAACGGGUUAUUAAUUAAAAGCAAUUUAUCUUAUUAUCUCUCUCGUUCGUUCGCUCUCGCUCAUUUAUAAUUCUGUAAUAUCAAGGAUUAUUUCUUGCUUCAUCUUUCUCUUUCUUAGGGAAAGAAAUACUUCGAAUAAUCCUCUCUGGCGUCAAUUUAAAAUAAUCUUCUCUCAAUUGAAAUUAUAUAUAAAUGAGAACAAUUCUCUCCGUAGUUUUUCUCAAGUAGAAUAGCUUCUCUCUCUCUCUCUCUCUGUCUCUCUCUUUCUCUCUCCCUUUCACUCAUUUUCACUCACUCUCAUUCUUUCUAUAUAUAUGUAUAUAUACUUAGAAAUAUGUCAUUAUACAUAUAUAAAUAUACAUAUAUAUAUGGGU